Molecule: messenger RNA, 873 nt
Organism: Lachancea mirantina
Lineage: Eukaryota; Fungi; Ascomycota; Saccharomycetes; Saccharomycetales; Saccharomycetaceae
Source: the annotation of a GenBank genome assembly
AUGGUUGUAUACUAUAUACGAACUCUGGAAAUUCAAAGAUCCAAACCGCUUUCGAAGAAAGAGGGCGGAACAUCGAGCACGACCAUGAGAGGCGGGUCCAUAGCGAGGUUUUCCCGCGUGCACGACGCUGCUCAGUAUGUGAACGAUCAAUUGCGUGCGCGCAAUUUGGUGGCCGACUCGCAACGGCUGUGUUUUGCGAGCGUCGACGACACGCAGCUUGGAUCGCAGCUGGCUCGCAUCCAAAACGACAAACUCGUGAUAAAUACGAUCCACAAGUUGUUACAAGCGCUUGCAGAUGCGGAGUCGGCGAUCGAAGAAGUGUCGCACGGAGAGUCCCAGACUCCGAUACCAGCCGUAGCAGCAGCAGCAGCGCCUGCUGCUGCUGCUAGUGUGCCUCGUGUUGCACGGCGCGUGUCGAAACCACGGCCGCGACAGACGAUUGCUGCAGCGCGUCGUCAGCAAUUGGCAUUGGAACAGCUGAGGGCCCGUGUCGCAGAUCCCGACCGGGACAGGACCUGGUGGUGUGCAGAAUCGAGUCUCGCAAGACCAGACGAAACGGAGCUUGAUGCGGAUCACGUGACCUCCGCUCCGUCACCGCUACCCCAGGCGGAGUCCCGCCUGCUGCGACGAGUGCUGGAACGCGAGCAUCUGUCAGAACUGGCGCUGCGCAAUUUGGCGACGUUCUUACACGACGCCAAUGGGUUUCUGUAUACACGAUGCGUACACCAAUGCGAGCGCGAGUUGCCGAAACGCAUCGAUCUGGCGUCUGAAGACACGGACGGGAUCGCCGACGUCUCAGAGACCACGGACGCGGUGACGCUGCGGCUCCAGGAACUCGUCAACGACUGGCACGAUAUCGCAGCACUGCUGUGA